Messenger RNA from Ipomoea nil (Japanese morning glory), 675 nucleotides. RefSeq names its product homeobox-leucine zipper protein HOX19-like. Gene Ontology annotation, biological process: regulation of DNA-templated transcription. The record is from RefSeq and is a predicted model, not a curated record. The coding region runs from base 1 to 675 and encodes 224 amino acids. NCBI's taxonomy places the organism in Eukaryota, Viridiplantae, Streptophyta, Magnoliopsida, Solanales, Convolvulaceae. Gene Ontology annotation, molecular function: DNA-binding transcription factor activity, RNA polymerase II-specific; sequence-specific DNA binding. The transcript has 3 exons.
AUGGCAGAAGAUGACCAGAAGCUUGAUCUCAGACUGGGAUUGGGUCACUGCACCCUCCCAAAGGAACCAAAGAAAACAAGUGGUUUUGGUGUUUCUUUGGAUCUCUCCUUUCCAUUAUCACACUCAAAUGACCAGAGUGGUGUCGACAUUAUUGAGAGCUCCAAAAGCUAUGAAGUUGAGGGAAUGGAAUCCCAGAUUUCUUACAGCACCAAGAGUCAUACUGGGCUUAUGAGGAAGAAGUUGAGGUUAAAUAAAGAACAGUCAGCAUUACUUGAAGAAUGUUUCAAACACCAAACCACCCUUACCAUGGGUCGAAAACAUGAACUUGCAACAAAGUUGAAUCUCAGGCCAAGACAAGUGGAAGUUUGGUUUCAGAACAGGAGAGCAAGGACUAAACUGAAGCAAACUGAGGUGGAUUGCAACCUCAUGAAGAAGUACUGCGAGAGUCUGAAUUACGAAAACUACCGGCUGAGGAGAGAGUUGCACGAGCUACGAUCCUCGUUUAAAUUCGACAACCGGCCGCCACCGCCAUUUUCCGAUCAGCCUCCGAAGGCCAAGACUACUACUGUAACUUGUCCAUCGUGUGAGAAGACGACCGGACUCCUCUCAGGUGCCGGCGGCGACCAGAAGGAUGAAACUGAAUUGGUGGAUACAGUUUUGGAACUUAAAAACUGA